Molecule: messenger RNA, 660 nt
Organism: Argentina anserina (silverweed cinquefoil)
Lineage: Eukaryota; Viridiplantae; Streptophyta; Magnoliopsida; Rosales; Rosaceae
Product: protein DMP10-like
Exons: 1
Coding region: 1-660 (219 amino acids)
Biological process (GO): endomembrane system organization
Source: RefSeq, a predicted model, not a curated record
AUGAAGACCAUAGCCACUGCAUCCAAUCUUGCUAACCUCCUGCCUACCGGUACCGUCCUCGCAUUCGAGACCCUCAUUCCUAGUUUGUCAGGUGACGGCGAAUGCCAUACUGCCAAUAAGGGUUUUUCGAUAUCCGUAAUAAUAAUUUGUGCCCUCAUCUGCUUCUUCUCCACAUUUACUGAUAGCUUCGUUGACAGUACCGAUGGGAAGCUCUAUUAUGGCAUUAUCACUCGCAAAGGCAUGCACAUCUUGAAUCCUGGAGAAAAAGAGAUCACUGAUGACGAAAAAAAGCGCUUAGAGAAGUAUAGAAUAAAACCUAAAGAUUAUCUUCACGCUUUUGUUUCACUAUCUCUGUUCAUGAUCUUUGCUCUUACGGACCUCAACGUGAAAAACUGUUUCUUCCCGGACGCACCAGAAGAUCUCAAUCAAAUCACGAUCCAUCAUUUACCACUAGCAGCUGGGGUAUUUGCAUCCUUUAUAUUCACAGUUUUCCCAACUACUCGAAGAGGGAUAGGAUAUACACAGCCCCGGCCAGAUAAGAUCGAUAAAAAUAGUUGGAACCAGAACUUAGCCACCAGGGCCACUGACUUGGAGAUGGGGUUUGUGCCCGUAGGAGCCGAGGCUGAGGCCAAGGCCUCCAUCACAACGGCUAAUUCAUAG